This is a messenger RNA of Scatophagus argus, 4739 nucleotides long. It is a transcript of the gene atp1b3a, whose product is annotated as ATPase Na+/K+ transporting subunit beta 3a. Bases 2398 to 3237 code for a protein of 279 amino acids. The transcript is spliced from 7 exons. Gene Ontology annotation, biological process: intracellular potassium ion homeostasis; potassium ion import across plasma membrane; sodium ion export across plasma membrane. Lineage: Eukaryota; Metazoa; Chordata; Actinopteri; Scatophagidae. The record is from RefSeq and is a predicted model, not a curated record. Gene Ontology annotation, cellular component: sodium:potassium-exchanging ATPase complex. Gene Ontology annotation, molecular function: ATPase activator activity.
AAAGGGCUUUACCUCCACAUGGACUCUGGGGAGUGUCGUGUCUGGUGCCUGGGGAAUUAUCACAAACACAGGGAUUGCUUCCCAUUGAUGUGACCAACCUCACUGCGAGUGUUGCUAUGGUAGCUUGUGGAUGGAGUGACUGAGAACAAAUGGGGUGUGUUUUCCUGCUCGUGGUGCUGGUAUGGUGAAGGGGGCGCUAAUUCAGUACACAGAAAAGGGGGUUUUCCUAAACAAUGGGAGGAUUGUGUGCUUGUCCUUUCAGGGAAAGAGCAGAAGUGAGCUUAGUGUACAUCGCAAAGAUCCCUGUAGUGUCGCUUUUCCGCAUUAACCUAACGCUCCCACCUUCAUGCACUGAAACAUUUCCUCUAGCCUGGCUGUCAGUCUAAGCUUUCUCACUCAUGGGCAGUGUUUUUUGCCAGCGGGCUUGACUUGCAGCAGGAUGCCUUCACAGAGAAAAAUGUGCCUGAGUGAGACAGACGGGACUAGCCCAUGAAUCAGUGCUGCCUGCUCUCACACUAAUCAGGAAAGUGUUUGUGUGUGUGUGUGUGUGUGUGUGUGUGCUGGUAUUGUGCUCGGUACUGCAUUGUAUGAGUUGUGGUGGACCCUGCCUUGCAACAAAUUCAAUCUGACAGCAGGAACUGGGUGCAAUGCGACCACUACUCCAGUCCCCCUCCCCCAUAGGAGUUGAACCCAACAUCAGUGGUCAUUAUAUAACUCCCUCUACUCUUUCCUCUGUCUCUGUGACAGACUGGGAUUGUUCAGCAGAGUGUCAUGGGGUUGGAAGUUAAAUUACUGUCUUUUUUUUUUUUCUUGUCAUCUCUCAGUCUCUCCCCCCUGCUGCCUAAGCUUCUGACUCCUUCUCUCUCAGUUCACUUCAUUUCAGUUACUGGCACGUCAUACUAGAAGUGUACCAACUGUGAAAGCACAGGCUCAAUUAAAGAAAAAAAAAAAGAAAUCUAUUUGUUCUGCUGCAGCAGCUUAUUUACUGAUAUGAAUAUAAAACAAGGCUGGAAUAAAAUGACAUCCUUGCCCUGCUCGCCUCCAAAAAGUGUUGUUUUCCAUUAACUUGAACACAUCUGUUUACAGUCCUGCACUCUGUGUGCUCUCUUCCUCUCUCUCACUCUGCUCCCUUAUUUCUCUCUCUCCCUCUCACACACAUACACACACUCUAGUUUCGGUAGUGCUCAAUUGCCAUAGCAACAAGGAUUGGCAAAUGCUCCAAAUAUCUGUGCUCAACCAGUCAGUCACAAAUAACAUCCUCAUGGGCUUCAAACAUGCUGAUAACUGGCGUUUAUGUACUUAGGCAAUACAUACAUGAAUACAAGUGUGUGUGAAACACACUCCAGCCUAUAGGAUUGGUUAUUCAUUUGGUGACUCAAUGCCAUGCAAUCUGCACGCAGAAGAUUUGUGAUGAAUCUACAACAAAUCAGGACGAUAAGCUCCAUAGACAAAAGUAUGGGACACACCUCUUUAUUAUUGAAUUCAGGUUUGGUAUGGAGCUGGUUUUCACAGGUUGGGCUCGGCCCCUUAAUACCAGUGGAAGGAAAUCUUAAUGUUUCAGCAUACCAAGACAUUUUGGACAAUGCUAUGCUUCCAACUUUGUUUUGGUGAAGACCCUUUUCUGUUCCAGCAUGACUGUGUCCCAGUGCACAAAGCAAAGUCCAUAAAGACAUGUUGGAUGAGUUUGGUUUGAAAAAACUUGGAGCCCUGACGUCAACCCCCAUCAAACACCUUUGGGAUGAACUGGAACAGAGAUUGUGAGCCCAUCAGUCAGUGCCUGAACUCACUAUUACUCUACUGCAUGAAUAGACAAAAAUUCCCACAGAAGCACAACAACAAAAUCUUGUGGAAAGCCUUCCCGGAAGUGUGGACGCUGUCAUAGCUAUCUGUGUAUUUGGAAUGUCAUAAAAAUCCCUGUUGGUGUGAUGAUCAAGUGUCUCAGUACUUUUGGCUAUAUCGUGUAUAUACCAUGACUGUUACAGCAGACCUGAGGUUCCCGUAGACUCUUAAAACGGAGACGCCGUACGGAGCCGUUCUAAUAUAACUGAUGGUGGGAAAGAUAGUCUGCGCUCUAUAAUUUGUCCGCGUAACGCUGCGUCUCCGUGCGUCUCUUCGUCAUUAUCCAAUGUACAUCCAUCUGGUCGCACUGCAUCAGCUGCCACGACGGGGCUAGUGUGGACGUCACAGAUUUUCUUUCUCUCCUUUCCUCGCCUUCCCCCUCUGUUUUUUUUCACCAGAGCAUCUCUCCCCUUCUGCUCUCUCUCUCUCUCUCUCUCUCUACGCCGCCCACUCCACUCACCGCCGCCUCGCCGGCUUCUUCGCCUCACCACAUCGCCCGCUGCCCCUUUCUCUGCGUUUUUUUUUUCAGGGAGACGUUUUAAAGCAAAAGAAAUCACCAUGGCGAGCACCGAGGAUAAAUCGGCCAACAAGGAGACCACUUCCAGCUGGAAGGACUCCCUCUACAACCCGAGGACCGGGGAGCUGCUGGGUCGCACGGCCAGCAGCUGGGCCCUCAUCCUGUUGUUCUACCUGGUUUUCUACUGCUUCUUGGCUGGUAUGUUCGCUCUAACCAUGUGGGUGAUGCUGCUCACUCUGGAUGACAAUGUGCCGAGGUACCGAGACCGCGUGCCCUACCCAGGGUUGGUGAUUCUUCCAAAUUCACUGGACAUCACAUUCAACAAAUCUGACCCACUUAAGUAUGCACAGUAUGUCCAAAACCUGGAGUCCUUCCUGAAAGUAUAUAAUGAUACAGAGCAGGACAAGAACGAGGACUGCCCUCAAGGACAGUAUUUUCUGCAGGACGACAGCGAGGAGGAGACAAAGAAAGUUUGUCGCUUCAAGAGGGGCUCCCUGAGUCUGUGCUCUGGCCUCUCCGACACCAACUUUGGAUAUUCUGAGGGCAAACCAUGUGUGCUGCUGAAAAUGAACAGGAUCAUCGGCCUGAAGCCUCGUGGGGAUCCCUACAUCAACUGCACAGUAAAAAGAGACAACCCAAUCCAAAUGCAGUAUUUCCCCGGUGAGGGACGUAUUGACAAGAUGUAUUUCCCCUACUAUGGCAAGAAAAGCCAUGAGAAUUAUGUGCAGCCUUUGGUGGCUGUGAAGCUGCUGCUGACCAAGGAGGACUACAACAAGGAGCUGCCGGUGGAGUGCAGGGUAGAGGGCUCUGACCUCCGCAACAACGACGAUAGGGACAAGUUCCUGGGCCGCGUCACCUUCAGGAUCAAGGUGGUUGAGUAGAAGCGAAGAUGGCCGGUAAAAGGAAACCCAAUGCAGAGGCUGCCAACGUUUACUAAGGAUUUAUGUUUAAAAUAUUUCUUAAAAAAAGGAAGGAAGAGUCAAAUACGUCACAAAGAUGGUAUUUUUGUGUAUUUGGCCAAACAGUCGGAUGCAGAUUAGUUUGGAGAGCCAGUCAGACACAGAUAUUGAAUGUUGCUUUGAUGACAUUUCUGACACUUCUUUCCUUCAUGAUCCCUUUCUGACCUCGUUAAAGAUCCCCAGAACAAGACACAGGCUCUGCUGCUCCUCUGACCCCACCCAUCCAUCCAUCCAUCCAUCCAUCCAUCCAUCCAUCCAUCCAUCCACCCACCCACCUAUCCACCCACCCAUCCGCCCAUCCUUUUAUUCACCUGUUGCACUUUUCAUUCCCCAAUCAGUUUAUUCUUUUUUUGGCACUGAUGUGAUUAGAUAACUGAUAGCCAUUGCAAGCAAGCCAUUUGGAGCUAUUGUGUAAGUGCUGAUACAACUUUUUUUGACAUGUUUUUCAGAUCUUCCUGUUGUCAGGAAGAGAGCGUUUUUUUUUCAUCUUUCCAAACCGUAUGGACGACUGUGUUAUCGCUAGUGUUGAGAGGAUUUUUAUCUUGCUGUAUAGUGCAACUGAGAAAGUAGAACAUUUCUCUCCAGAGUAUUCACAUUAUCACAUUACAAAGACUUCAUAGGAACGUACCUUGAUAAUCAAGUAUAGCCACUGUAUCCCUGUAUAUGAAAUGCCAGUUACAAAGUCCCUUUCUACAUAUAAAUACAUUGUGAUCUUUACCAUAUUUAGGGAAUUAUAGAUAGAUCUUUGUGUUGUGGUCUGCAUGGCCACAACCCAGUCUCGUGCUGUCUGUCUGUCCGUCUGUCUGCAUGUCUGUCUGUCUGUCUGCCCGUCUUCCUGUUUACUCACCUCUCCACUGCAAUAGCCAACAUUGUGGGUGAGCCCUCCAGGACUAGAUGAGUUGUUUUGCUCCACCUCGCGAGGGUGCUGAGUAUUGAUAGUGGCUGAGGCGACACACACACACACACAUAUAUACACACACACAUACACAGAAAGUACAGUGUAAAAACUGCUUUUAAGGCGGAGAGGCGCUGGGAAAGCGUUUCAAAAAUAUAAAGUUCACUGUAACUAUGUACUGUAUAUCUUUACGUGAUCUGUAUAUCUAUCUGGGUCUCAAAGAUUGUUUGUUAGUUUUCUCUCUUCUUCAGCCUGUCGAUCUGAUUGUCUGCCAAUCUAUUACUCUUCAAUGUAUAUAUAUAUACACUAUCUACAAUAUUUACUUAAUUCACACUGUAUUUUUGUCACAAAACACAAUGUCUGUGCACUGUAAAGAAAUAAUUUAAGCAAAGAUUUACAGGAAAUUAUCUUAUUCAAAGCUAUGUUUACACAGUCUUAAAAGGAGCCCGCAUUUGAAAGAACAACUUGUAACAUCUCUUCAGGGUGCCUUAAGACCUGAUGAAAUAAAUUGUGGAAUAAAAGUGAUUUU